Paramuricea clavata is the source of this 304-nucleotide messenger RNA. NCBI's taxonomy places the organism in Eukaryota, Metazoa, Cnidaria, Anthozoa, Malacalcyonacea, Plexauridae. The record is from the annotation of a GenBank genome assembly.
AUGGCAAAACUCGUGUUACAAUUACAAGUGAUCGUCAUCGUAUUGACAUUCUUUCUCAUUGUGAUCGACCAUCACAUAUGUGGUGCCAGUGAAGAUAUACGUAUCGACAGAGACUACCACGAUACAUUUAGUGAAAACUCAAAUCAUACAAACUGUACGGGCAGGAAUGCUAACUGUACUAAAUGGCCUGUUACCGUGGAUUCAGGAUGUCUUGAAUGUACAUGCUUGGGCCAAUACAAGACAUAUCUUCUUGACAGAUGUGUGAGGGAUGAUGAGCUGUUAGACAACUCAGACGUUAUACCAG